GGUUGCUUACUCAAUAAAAACAUCAAGGCCAUUAGUUGAAGUUUUGAGGAUUGUUGAUGGUGAUGAGCCUGCAAUGGGAUUCAUCUACGGUGCUAUGGAUUCUGCAAAAGAAAAAAUUGCAGAAAAUUUUGGAAAUCAAUAUUCCACUUAUAGUGAGAUUUGGAAGAUAAUUGAUGAGAAGUGGGAGCACCAACUGCAUCGGGACUUGCAUGCUGCAGCGUAUUAUUUGAAUCCCAGAUUCAAAUGGGAGGAUGACUUCUCUACUCAUGUGGAGGUUAAGAAAGAUUUGUAUGCUUGUAUGGAGAGGCUUAUUUCUGAUAGUAGUGAUUUUAACCAAGCUGAUGCACAAAUGGAUGAAUAUCGAUACAAGCGUGGACUUUUCGGAAUGAGGGCGGCUCAAAAUUCAUAUAAAACACGUCCCCCAGUGGAAUGGUGGGAUCAAUUUGGAGAUCAUAUUCCAGAACUACGGGCUUUUGCGGUCAAAAUUCUUGGCUUGACGUGUUCUUCUUCCGCUUGUGAACGAAAUUGGAGCACAUUCAAUCAAGUCCAUACGAAGAGAAGGAAUCGUCUUUCAGCCAUUAAGUUGAAUAGUUUGGUAUUUAUAAUGUUCAACAAGAAGUUGAAGUUUAGGAAGAGCAGAUUACAAAAGAAAGAGGAUAAUUUGAUCUUCGAUAAUGUAUCAUCUGAUGAUGAGUGGAUUGCUGAACCGAAUGCAGAUGAUGGAGAAAGUGUGGAUGCACGUGAUGAACUUGCAUUAGUUGUUGAUGAAAUGGACAACGAAUUCAGAGGGGUGGACCUUACAGUUGGAACUGAAGAAGAUAAUGAGGCCCGUGAAAAUGAAGGAGAUGACAAUGAGAAUGACAUUACUAAUUUGGAUACUCAUGAAGAGGACGAUAGGCUUAGUUUUGAAGAUUAAUAGUUCCAAUUUGUCAAUUUGCAAACUUAAAC
This is a messenger RNA of Cuscuta europaea, 948 nucleotides long. The record is from the annotation of a GenBank genome assembly. Lineage: Eukaryota; Viridiplantae; Streptophyta; Magnoliopsida; Solanales; Convolvulaceae.